This is a messenger RNA of Podospora anserina S mat+, 3000 nucleotides long. RefSeq lists its product as uncharacterized. The transcript has a single exon. The record is from RefSeq and is a predicted model, not a curated record. Bases 1 to 3000 code for a protein of 999 amino acids. Gene Ontology annotation, cellular component: DNA ligase IV complex. NCBI's taxonomy places the organism in Eukaryota, Fungi, Ascomycota, Sordariomycetes, Sordariales, Podosporaceae. Gene Ontology annotation, molecular function: DNA ligase (ATP) activity; ATP binding; DNA binding. Gene Ontology annotation, biological process: DNA recombination; double-strand break repair via nonhomologous end joining; DNA biosynthetic process.
AUGGACUGCAAGCCCGGGUCGUCUGCUGCUGCUGGUGCAGCUGCUGCUGCUGUCCCGGGGAAAACAAGAUUUGGAAAGGCGAAGAAGAAGACGGGCGGGGUGAACUACCACGAGCAGAGAAGGCACAUCAUCGAGCGGUUCAUGAGCCAGUGGAGAAAGGAGGUGGGUGAUGACUUCUACCCUGCCAUGAGGCUGAUCCUGCCUGACAAGGAUCGGGACAGGGGGGUCUACGGGUUGAAGGAGAGCGGGAUUGGGAAGAUGCUGGUGAGGGUGAUGAAGAUUGGGAGGGAUAGCGAGGAUGGGUAUUCUUUGCUUCAUUGGAAGCUUCCGGGGGGUGGUGGGGGGAAUCAGAGGUUUGGGGGAAAGGGGCAGCCAGGAACGGCGGGGGAUUUUGCGGGACGGGUGCUGGAGGUUGUUGGGAAGAGGGCUAUGAGGGGGACGCCGGGGGGGUGGACGAUUGGGGAGGUUAAUGUUUUGUUGGAUCGGUUGGCUGGGGCUAGUGGGGAGGAGGAGCAGCUGCCGAUUUUUGAGGAGAUUUACAGGAAUUGCUGUGCGGAGGAGGUGAUGUGGCUGGUGAGGAUUAUACUGAAGGAUAUGAGGGUGGGCGCGACGGAGAGGACGUUUUUGGGGCUGUGGCAUCCGGAUGCGGAGGCGUUGUUUAGCGUUUCGAGUAGUUUGAGGAGGGUUUGCUGGGAGUUGUGGGAUCCGGAGACGAGGUUGGAGCAGAAGGAAACCGGGGUGAGCUUGAUGCAGUGUUUUCAGCCACAACUGGCGCAGUUUCAGAUGACGACGGGGUUUGGGAAGCUGGUGCAGAAUCUGGGGGUUACCGAGGAGGAGAAGGAGUUUUGGAUUGAGGAGAAGCUGGAUGGGGAGAGGAUGCAGAUGCAUAUGAAGGAGGAUGAGACGGUGCCCGGGGGGUUUAGGUUUGCGUUUUGGUCCAGGAAGGCGAAGGAUUACACGUAUUUGUAUGGGGAGGGGUUGGAGGAUGAUAACUCGGCGUUGACGAGGCAUUUGAAGAAUGCGUUUCAUGACGGGGUGAGGGAGUUGAUUUUGGAUGGAGAGAUGAUUACGUGGGAUCCGGAAAUCGACAAGAUUGUGCCGUUUGGCACGCUCAAGACGGCGGCGCUGGAUCAGCAGAAGAAUCCGUUUCAGAACGGGCCUCGACCUCUGUAUCGGGUCUUUGAUAUUCUUCUUCUGAACAAGAAGCCUCUGGCGGACUACACCCUCCGGGACCGCCACGCUGCCCUAGAGGCAGCUGUCAGGGGCGAGCAUCGCCGUCUCGAGAUUCACCCCUACGAAUCAGCCACAACACCAGACGCCAUCGAGCCCUUCCUCCGCAGAGUCGUCGCCGAAGCCUCGGAAGGUCUCAUCCUCAAGAACCCGCGCUCUCGCUACCAGCUCAACAGCCGCAACAACGACUGGAUCAAGGUCAAACCCGAGUACAUGUCCGAGUAUGGCGAGUCCCUCGACUGCGUCAUAAUCGGCGGCUACUUCGGCUCCGGCCGUCGCGGAGGCAUCCUCUCCAGCUUCCUCUGCGGCGUUCGCGUCAGCGAGAACCACGUCAGGUCCGGCGCUGCCCUCACCAGAGAGAAGUGUUUGAGCUUUUGCAAAGUAGGCGGCGGCCUCAAAGCAGAAGACUACGCCGAGAUCAGACACCACACCGAGGGCAAAUGGCAAGACUGGCAAGCGAGCAACCCGCCCACGGACUACAUCGAGCUCGCGGGAGGGAAAAUGCAAUACGAAAAACCAGAUGUAUGGAUCCGACCUAGUGAGUCGGUUGUCAUGUCCAUCAAGGCAGCCUCCAUCGGCCCCUCCGACCAGUUCGCCAUGGGCUGGACUCUACGCUUCCCUCGGUUCCGUAAGCUGAGACUGGACAAAUCGUGGGACGAGGGCAUGGACGCGAGCGAUUUUGUUCUUCUCAAAGACAAAGUCAAGGAAGAAGAGAAGGAGCGAAAGGCGAUGGAGAUGGAGAGCAGAAAGCGCAAGCCAGCAAAGAGGUUGAAGAAGGAGUUGGUCAUCGCGGGGACGGAUCCGAAUGCUGCGCCGGUUGAGUUCGCCGAGGGGGGGGAUAAUAUCAAGGCCGAACCGAUGAGCCAGGUUGCGUUUCCCCCCCCUCAGGCUAGAAGGAAGUCUGACAACCAACUGUUCCAGGGACUGGACUUUUGUGUAUUGUCCGAGGCAGUCAAACCCCGCAAGAUGUCCAAGCCUGAUCUGGAAAAGUUGAUCAAGGAGCAUGGAGGGAGGAUUCAUCAACAAGUCGACAAGGGCGGGAACAUGAUCCUCCUCGCGGAGAAGAACGUCGUCCGAGUGGCGUCGCUGAAACGGGCCGGUGACGCGGAUAUUGUCAAGCCCAAAUGGGUCUUUGACUGCCUUGCGCAGAAUAAUGGAGAGGGCUAUCUCCUCCCGUUUGAGGAGGGGCACUUGUUUCAUGCCACGGAGGAGAUGGUGAAGUUGGCGGCGGAGAAUACGGAUCAGUAUGGGGAUUCGUAUGUCAGGGAUGUUACCCCUGAUGAGCUGAGGGAUAUCAUUGACGACAUGCGCACCAAAGGGGGUGUUAAAGAGGAGGAGGAUGCGUUUCAUGAUGACAGGACGGGGGAGUUUGAUGCUGAGCACUUUUUGGAUCAGCUGGAGGAGCGAGGGAGGGGUUUGGAGGGGUUGAAGAGUUUCUUGUUUAGACGGUGUAGGGUUUACUUCCCUGUUGCGGCGAAGGAGGAGGAGGAGGAGGAGAAGAGUGGGCCCUCAAGUACGGAGUUGAAGGCGGUGAAGCUGCAGAAUGAGGUCAAGUUUGGGAACGGGACUGUGGUGGGGGGUCUGGAUGAUAAGGAGAUCACGCAUGUGGUGGUGGUCGGGGAUGGGGAGAAAGAGAGGAAGGAGUUGGCGGCGAGCGUGAGGUAUGAGGUUAGUUCGAGGAGGCAUGUGCCGAGGAUUGUGACGGGGAGGUGGGUAGAGGAUUGUGUCAAGGAGGGGACGUUGGUUGAUGAAGAGGGAUAUGCCCCUUGA